UAGUGUAAUGAGUAGAGUGAAAAACGUACAGAGCAGCGUGUCCUGCUGCCCAGCCCCGGCUGUCGUUCAAGUAAAAGAAGGAAACCGGACGCAGCUGCAGCGCGCAGUUCACGGCCAGACCCCGAACAGACACAAUUUGUUUUGAUCUCUCUUUCCUUUCGACUCCUCCACAUUGAAGCCUCAGCCUGUUGCACAUUUUGUUUGUAGGCUACUGAGCGCACAGUGUCUCUUGCGCGCUGGGAGCAUGGCUGCCAUCAAGGCUUUGGAGCAGUGGUGUAAAGUGCAGUGUGACGGCUACCGAGAUGUAGCCAUCACCAACAUGACUACAUCAUUCAAGAACGGAUUGGCGUUCUGUGCGCUUAUACACAAGUACAGACCGGACCUGAUAGACUAUGACUCACUCAAAGAGGAGGAUGUGUUUGAGAACAACAGACUGGCUUUUCAGGUCGCAGAGGAGAAGUUGGGAAUUCCAGCUUUAUUAGAUGCAGAAGACAUGGUGGCUUUAAGGGUCCCAGACAGGCUGAGCAUUCUUACCUACGUCUCCCAGUACCACAACUACUUCAAAGGACGGCCUCCCAUGGGAGGUGUAAAAAGGCCAGCAGAGGGCUCCAAGGAGGAGCCAUCAGAGAAGAAAAAUCUCCCAGUGGUUGCCAAAACCUUUGUGCCUAAAACUGCCAUUGAGAAUCGUUUACCUUCCACCCUCGCUGCUCAGACCUCACCUAAGUUGGCCAGAGCUGCUGUUCAGAAGGAAGUUCUUGCGGAAAACUCCAACAAAAAUGGAACUCUCAAUAGCAAAUGUGCUGCAUGCAAGAGCCAUGUUCAUCUGGUUCAGAGGCACUUUGUGGAUGGCAAGCUCUAUCACAGAAGCUGUUUCAAAUGCAGUGAAUGCUCCAGCUUGCUUCAUUCAGGAGGCUACAAACCUGGGAAGAAUACAGACACUUUUAUCUGUAAUGCCCACCAGGACAGCUGCAAAUCAUCCUCCGAAGCUGGGAUCAAAAACGGAACUGUCAGUUCAGCUGGGUGGUUAAAUACUACCAGCCAGACCCAUCCUGCAUCACGCCCCUCUUCUUCUGUGCUGUCAGCCCCACUGAAUAUUGUCCUAAAGCCAGUCUGUCCCACUUUACCUUCUCAGUCCUGGACGGCCUCAGCCCAUAAAACGCAGACGGCCAGGCAGAGGUUUUUCCAGGCUGCAGCGCCAGUCACAGAGGCCUCAACAGGUAUCAGGAAGCCCACAGAGCCCUCAAGUGUUUUAGGAAGGCCAAAGGCCCCACUUAGUCCUGAUGAUGAGAAGAGCAGAGUCAGAACAACCACUGUAAAGAUAUUGGCAGAGGAAAACCGCAACAAUAACAACAAACACCUGUUUACCAUCCGAUCAGCAGAGAGACGGUUUGGAGACAAGCCAAGUUCAGCUGACAGCCCCAGUUUGAGAAAAGAUAAAUGUAGCCAAGGCCCAGCAGGAAACUGGGCAGGACAGCCCUCCACCAGCCAGACAAACAAUAAGGAACCGCCAUGUCUGAAGGCCAUCAACAAAGACAACACAAGGCCAACAACUGUACACACAACUGCCAAAGAUCAAGUCUGGGGACAAUUGAAGCUCAAACCUGUGAAAAUUGAGCAAGGUUUAAAACAUGCUGAAGCCUUUACUGAGCAACAUAAGCCUGGAUCCAUGUCCGCGACUUCCUCUAAUGUCCCCAGCAGUAUAACAAGGUCUCCCAUGGCUCCCACACCUGCAGUACCUCCUGUUACUUUUGCUCUGUUUGAUCCUGAACACUUUAGGGUAGUGUCUCCCCUGAAACCUCAGCUUGGUUCUGGAAACCUUGGUUUUAAACAUGGGAGUCACUCGCCUGUGAAAUCCCCACCCAGACGGCCAGCUGUGGAAUCUAUUAGCUCUUCGACAACUGCUCCAGCCAAUCAUGGAAAUCCGUCAGGUGCUAAAAAGGGAAAGUAUUUGUCACCCCCCAACGCCUCCAGAACUGAAAUGAGGUCACCCUCUGUGAAGUCUUAUCAUAUUCCAGUGGAGCAGAUUGAGAGGGACCUGAAUGAUAUUGAGACAAACGUGGCUCAGUUAGAGAAGGAGGGUGUGGAGCUGGAAAAGAAACUCCGCAGCUGUGAGGAAGAGGGGAAGGGAGACGUAUUGAUGGACCCACUGAUGGUCGACUGGUUCAACCUGAUCCGAAAGAAGCAGAUGUACAUCAGGAAGGAGUCAGAGCUUGUAUACAUAGCCAAGACUCAGGAGCUGGAGCAGCAGCAGCCAGGUGUGGAGGGGGAACUUCGUAGACUGCUAGAGAAGCCAGAUCAUUUAAAGUCCAGAGAGGAGCAACAGCGGGAGAAGAAGUUGAUGCAGAGACUGAUGGAGAUUGUGGAUGGCAGAAAUGCAAUAGUGGAGGGUCUGGAUGAAGACAGGCUGAGGGAGGUUGAGGAGGAUCAGCAGCUGAAUGAAAUGAUGCAAAAUCUUGGAGUAAAAAGAGCAAAAAAUAAGAGGAAAUCUUCCAUCUCAAAACUGUUCAGGCGAAUUCAAAAAGAAAAAUGAAAAUGGUGUUUAAUUACCUGGAAAAUGCAGCUUUGAGUUUUUCUCUUACAUUGAUUAGACUUCACUGUCACAAGAAAAAUGCCUUGAGUCACGGAUAUGUUUGUUCUGUAAAUAUUCUGUAUUUUUAUUGAAUGAUUGGAAUGAGGUCUCGCACUGGGUCAAAGAAAUUGGAUGUUGGGUGUUAAAAACUAUACUAACUAAAAGCUAUCAUGAUUUUUUGAAUUACAGAGGGGACACUGGCUGUUCCACAUGAAAAUAAGAAUGAGAAUAUCCUUCAACAGUCUUGAUCCAAAAUGAAAUUAUUUCAGUAUUUAUUUAAUAAUGGAUUUUAACAAAUUUCCCGUAAGGAUAUUAGCAGGAAAAAAAGCCUUGACAAUUAAGCUUGAAUGGCUGUGGAGUGUAAAAUGGAGAGCCACACAUGUUGAACUGCUUUGUUGCAGACUGUAGUUCCUCUCUCACACUGUACUGUAGGUGGCAGCCUGGGUAUGCUGUAUCACAAGGCAAGAACUUGGAAAUCCAAUUUGCCACAGUACGGACAGUUAAUUUCUUUGCUAAUUUUAUAAAUGCUGCAAAAAUGUUCAGCUGUGCUGAUACAAUAAUGUUAUGUGAAAGAGGAUUAGGUAGAGCAGUAGCUUAUGGCCAGGGAAGGCUUAUAAACUAUAGGUUGUAGUGAGCUUUUUUAUCUUCAUACCGGUUUAAUUAAACAUUUACUCUUUACUAAUAUCUGCAUCAGAAAUGCUCAACACCUGAGCCAUUCAAAUGCUUAAACGUCGUGUGGAGUCACUCAUGUGUGAAACUGGCAUUCCUGGUGUGAACCUACUGCAAUGUGUGCAUUUUAAAUGUUACUGAAUGAUAUGUACUUGUACUCUAAUUAUUGUAUUUUUAAACUUGAAAUCUGUAGUCCAAUAAAUCCUUUGAAGAUUA
Etheostoma spectabile (orangethroat darter) is the source of this 3454-nucleotide messenger RNA. RefSeq names its product mical-like 2a (gene micall2a). Gene Ontology annotation, molecular function: protein binding. NCBI's taxonomy places the organism in Eukaryota, Metazoa, Chordata, Actinopteri, Perciformes, Percidae. The record is from RefSeq and is a predicted model, not a curated record.